AUGCUGGAAAGGCAGCUCUCUGUGCUGCUGGCGACGUACCUCAAUCGAUUUAUCUGUGACCUCAAUGAGGAGCAACUGCGCGUCUCCCUCUGGUCUGGAGAGUUAGUGCUGCGGGAUCUGGAGCUGCGAACGAACAUUGUCGACCAGAUCGCCCUUUCCCUCUUUCAGGGGCGACAGGAGGUCGGAAGCCGCGAGGAGGCGGACGGCGGUGAUGCCGCAAGGGCGACGGCGCAGGCGCUUAUGAUGCCCUUCACCGUUGUCAAGGGAGUAGUGAAGGAGCUCAAGAUUAGUGUUCCGUGGUCAGCCGUUGAUCGAGAGCCCAUUAGUCUGGAGGUUAUUGGGGUGGAGAUUGUAUUCGGCCUUUUGCGCGCCAGGCCGCACAACGCCGACGAAGACGCCGCCCGCUUCAUGGCGGUGAAGCAGAAACAAUUAAAUACGUUUGAGGCGGGCCGGUUAGGCGGCCGAGCUGAUGAGGGUCAUGAGCUUGGGAUGAUGGGUGCCCCGCCUAUGCCCGGCACAGGAGCUGAGAGGAAAAAAAAGCUCUCCUACGUUGAACAGCUCACUGAGACGAUUAAACGGAAUAUCCAUGUGGUGCUGCGUGACGUGUCCUUGAACUACGUCGUGGACUAUCAUGGUCUCGCUCCGUGUUUUACCUGUGCACUUCGUGUGACGUUGGACAGCGUGUACAUCACCACCACGGAUGAGGAGUGGGAGGAUCGCUUCAUCAUGGAUCUAUCGAUGCUAUACUGCAAGAAGUUGGUGGUGGGCGGGCUACGGGUGUCUCUCCAUGCCGUAAAGCAGCAACACGGUGCGGAGGGGGCGAACCAGAAGGCUGCAUCACCAACGUGGCGGAAGGCGAUGAACAUUCUGCAGGCGGAGGGUAUCACAGUGCUGCUACACUUACCCAACCCCAACUAUAGCGCAGAUGCUGUCGUGGAAGAUGUGAAACGACCUGUGGUUUCUGUGAUUGCGACAGCUCCCAUUCGUCUUCGAGCUUCCUUUGGAGUUGUUGGAUUUUUGACGAUCAUUAAUGACUCACUCAAAAAUGGCUUAUUGGGGUUGAACUACAGGCAACACCUUCAUCUCCUUUCCAAAGAUGACGAGGGGACACUCACAUGGCCACAGCGACGCUGGAAAUUUGCACUUUACUGUGUCAUGGACGACGUCAGAAGAUCCAAAAACGAGGCCAAAGGACACCAGCGUUUUAUCGAAGGUGUUGUACUCUUUGGAAGGCGCAGAAGAAAGUAUUGUGCACUAUGGAAGCGAUUCCAGGGAGUAGCAUGGCUUCCACCUCUUACAACAGAUGAGAGAAAUACUCUACAUGCUCUGGAAGAGCUCCUCACAGUAGAGCAACUUGUGUUUUUGCGGUGCCUGGCGUACGCUGAGCUAACGGCGGAAAGACAGUCUAUGAGGCAACAGAAGUUAUUUAUUGAAGAAGUGAAGAAGCGGAAGCAGCUUGUCAACGAGAGCGUCGAGUCGGGCAGUGGCCGGUGGUGGCGGUGGCUUGGACGGGGUGAAGCCAGUGAGCGCGCCGCCACAGCCGAGCCAAAGGAACAGGAGGUUGUAGCAGGUGGUGGCAUUGAGGCAGAAUGGGCCUUUGGCCAAAAAUUUCUUCAGCAGCUUGCAACAAGACGUGUGGGGCCUUUCAUGGCAUCCUCAUCCUCGGCAGCAGCAGCAUCAGCAUCAGCAUCAGCAUCCACGGUGGCGUCCACAAAUCCCAUUGUCAUUUUGUUGGAUCUCCCACAUGUCGAUCUAGAGAUUGGGCCAGACCUCUGGAGGAGCGAUAUGACCAAAAAAAAACCUCUGCUCUCGUACCUAGCGAAUCUGCAACAGCGUCUAAAGCUCGACCUCAAUGAUGUGAAGUGUAAAUACGCUAAAAGUGCAGCUCCCCAGCAAGAUCGUGUUGGAUUUAGUCUAGUUAUUGGAAGUGCCUUUGUGGGCUUCACUGGAUCUUUGUCAUCCGUCGUACUUGGGACGCAUGACUUGCGUGAUGGAAAGAAGAAGCAUGAGGAGGACUCUGGUCAGAGUGGCGAUAUUGUGCGUGCACCUUGGAUGUCCAUUAAUGUUAAUGAAACGUAUUCGCUGGUGAGUGGUUUCAUCACCACCACCUUGCUAACUCUCCAACCAUUGUGUGAAUUGCAGUGGUGGGUGUCUGGUGUUCGAGAGUUUAUUGCAUUACUGCCGGAAUACACGAAGCUGAAUUUGGGCCCUUCCUGUGAGUCGCCUAUGCCGCAUUGCAGUUCUACAUCUUUGCCUACAGUAGAUAUUAUCAUUGCCGGAAUUCUUCUUACCACGCCCUUGUAUGCUGACGAUGGCACUGAAAGAAACCUGUUUCUUCGCGUUCCCGACCUCCAUCUAUUAAGCAUUAAACAAGAGGAGAAGGAGGAUGCGCAGUACGGUGAGGAUGAGAGGCCGAAUGGGCAACAGCUUCUUAUGCGCGCGUCUGCCCCCACCAUGUGCUGGCGUUUUUCUAUGGGUGGGAAAGAGCCAAUUUGUCUUGAUUGCGAAGGUGUUGGUGAUCUCUUGGUGUUAUCGUUCGUCAAAGCGGAAGUGGUGUUUAGUGAGCAGCUGAGCGUCUUUGUGAGGACGCGUGCCAAGGCGACAGUUUCUCCCGCGACGCUUGGACUCUUUCAUGAGCACAUGAAAUGCCUGGAGUUCGUCGAGGGAAAUGUUGGAGAAGCCCUCCUCUGCGAAGUCAUGAACAAUGACGGAAAGUGGCGGUUGAAGUCCUCCACGGCACUCGCUGUUGGGGGAACUGCCAUGACGUUUCCAGCGGCUCGAUGCCGCAGUUUUCUCCGUCUGCUCUACCGAUGGGCCAUUGCACGAGAGGUGGUCUGUAGAAAAAGAGCUGCGCCAGCUGCCGUCGACGUCGCUUUGCCCCUGCUGCAUCGUGUAUUUGUAGGUGUCGACUUUGUGCAUGUAACGCUGCGUAACGCGAACAACGAGGACGUGGUUGAGGUUGAACUCCCGGGCAUGGAACCCUCCUCAUAUGGAACGGGGGCUUUGGUUCCAUUGUCUCCCGCGCGGGACGCAUUUAUACUAGAGAUGACGUCAUCUGGUACCACGGGGUACAACACACUGAUUUGUCUACCGGAUUUGCACGUCACGGCUCCCUCAGGCCAACACGUAUUUGUGCUUGAGGGGCUAACAGCCACGCAUAACGCCCGUUCCUCUUUGCUUUCCUUGGCGGCGGAAGGGUUGGACGUACGGCUUUGUCGUUCGCUUGUCGAUUGUGUGGAGGUGUUGCUUAUGUCGUCCGCCUUAUUGCGGACCCCUCCUUCCUCAGCUUGGCUGCCGCUUCCCAGCCUGGAGGAGGCCGCAGACAGGUGCGUUUUGCCAGACGCCACGGCACACGCCAGCCGCGUCAUGGAGACGACGCUAAAGCGAUUUAGCCUUCGCUUUCAGUUUCACCGGACAGAAGAGUGCGUCGCCGUGAACCUUGGCGACUUUUCACUCCGCGCCGACAGCACCUCUGGGAGGCGAACUUUAAACCUGUGCGGAGGGCUUGAUAGGGUUGAGUACAUUGCAGAGAACGGGGAGGAAGUGAAAUCGUUUACGCUUCUUGCGCCCAGCACCGGCCUUAGGGGAAGCGUGGAUCCCGCCUCCUUCACCUGUGCCCUGGAGAGCAGGAACGACGAAGUCGGCGAUGGCGGCCGAAGUGUUGUGUCGUUCCACACGAAGGGGGGCAGAGUGGGAGUGUUUCGCGCGUAUUGGAUGCGGCUGCUCUCCAUGCGGUAUGACCCCACCGUUGUCAGUCUGUUGAACCUACUUGGCUCUGAGAAGCGCGGCUGCCCCGCCGCGCCGGGCGUCCAUGCGGAAGUGCUGCAGGCGUCGGCACCAGCGAGGGAGGCGCAGGGCUCCCCGGGGCUGACGGUCGUGGCCGGGGAGGUGACUGCGCUGGAGCUGCUGCUCGCGACUGACGUUGCGGAAGAAAUGGAUUUGCUGAACACUGAGACGUACAGCUCCUUCUUCGUGGAGACGCUCACGCUCAGGGCGGAGGUGUCGGGAGGCGAUGAGGGACGUGCUGCCGGCGGUCACGCUGCGGCUGCACCGCCACCGUUGCUCCGGGGACAGCUGACGUUGUGUGGGAUGUCUUACUUCUCCCUUGGCGAAGGCAACGGUGCGUGGUUUCCACUCAUCCCGCACGCCUCAUUGCUUGUGGAGAACUACACACAAUUGGUGCCAAACGCAGACAAGAGCGGAUACGAGUAUGUUGGGGGCGGUGGUGGCGAUAUGGCACUUCACCUGCUGAUUGGCCCGCCAGACAGCAACGCCGCCGAUGCCGCGGCGGCGGCGGCGGUGGAUAUCAAGCUUACCUUGCCCUGGCUGAAUACCCUUCUCCGGGCACUUGCUGCCAACAUUUUCAGUGCGGUCCACUUGGCCAACGGCGUGCAGGAGACCGAGGCCACAGCGGCGACACCGGCGGCUGGGAAGGUGACGAGCACAACAGCCCCAUCGUCACGGUCGACGUCGGUGUCGUUUCUUGUCACGGUCUCCUCGCUGCGCCUUGUUUUCAUCAAGGAACCGGAUAUUUUUGUUAUACGUGCCCAACUUCAAUUUUAUUCCUUUAGCGGUGUUGGGGAAUUUGACGGCGCGACAACCUCGAUGCAUAUGGUUCAUGUAGGCAAGCUUACCAUCGAUGAUAUCAGCCCUAAUCGCCGCAUUAUGAGGCGUGAUAUCCCUCAAUGGCAACAGCACCUGCAUGGCGUCGCACGAGACGCCCGCGCGAGUCAAAAGAAGCGGAUGUUCGAGUUGGAGAGCGGCUGCAUCUCUACGCCAACGUCUCAGACAGGUGUGGACAACACGACGUUGGCUAGUGCAACCGAUUUGGUGUUCGAUGGGGUACAGAUUUACACGGCCCGAUGCUCUUGGACCACACUUCUCGGCAUGCUUUUCUUUGAACUUCCUGCGGGGGAGUGGGGCGCAGCGAAAAACAGUGCCCCCACACUUGGCAGCGACGUUGAAGCGAAGUCCUCUGUGCUGACCGUGACUGUUCAUCAGCUCAAUCUCCACUUGGAGCUGCCGUGGGAAGAGCCUCUGGCGCAACUAUCCGCAGCUUCUGUGCGGGUGCAGCUUCAGCAGCGCGAUGGAGAUAAAACCCUGGAGUUUUCUGCAUGUGAACCCAUCUCUCUCACCCCAACUUUUGAACACGCGGCAGAGGUGAAUAUCCUGGAAUGGGUGGACGCAAGCGAGGAGACAACACAGACUCGUGCGCCAAUGCCGUUUCUCCGCAUCUUUGUCACACAAUCAUGCAAUAAUCGAAAGGAAUACGAGUUUGACACACCGUAUGAAGAGAAGCCGCGGGUUUGCUACCCUAAUAAGGUAGAGGCAACCCUGCAGUCCAUGAGGCUCUUUGCUGAUACGAAACUCAUGACCCGUUUAGCGCGCUUUGCUUUGGAUGAGGCGGAUGCGUAUAGUUCCCUUAUCCCGGCUUCAAAGCCGGUAAGGGCAGUGCCCCCUAUGUCCCUGACCAUGAUGGAUAUUUCAGUGAAGGAUCUCCAGAUACUUUUUGCCGCAGUGGAACCAGCGCAGGCGCCAAGCUGGCGUCUCACGGUAGAGGGCGUCAAGGUGACGAACGAGUGCGUUGAAGAGGUUCUUGACGGUAAAUCUCCUGCAGGAAUGGGAAGCCUUGGAUGUUUUUCUAAUGUCUACACAAUGAAGCUGUCUGGGGUGUUCUUUGCCUGUGAGGGGCUUUACCCUUUGCGGUUCCCCAACACCGUCGCAAGUGCGCAGCUCCCCAAAACGCAGAGUGUGUUUACUGAGUGUCGGUCAACCGUGUCAGUCACCUCCGAUGAUCGUGCGCACACGCGGUCCACCUUCGUCAUAGUUUCGCCGGCAUCCUUGAAUGACGCCCAGUCGCGAGCAUCUUUUUUUAAACGCAUCCACAUCCAAACUGAGGAUGAUGCCUGUCUUUCCAUUUCUGCACUUCACGUGCGGGAUGCGCUGCGUGUGCUGCCACCGCGAGUGCCGCCGGAAGAAGUGCCGCCGUAUUACACCGCGCCGGUCAGCGUGGACCAGGCGUCUGCUUCUGAGGCGUCUCUCGUCUCGGUUAAUUUGCCCCGGUUUUCCAUCCGACUGACGGAAAGCGGCCUUGUCAAGGCGGAAGCGAACGCAGGUAAAGGUGAGAAAAAAUGCGUCAGCGGGGCCAACCUCACCACCAUCGCCGCCGACGCCGCGAGCCUCGCGACACUUCGCUUUCUUGGAACCGUGACACUCUCCGCUUUCUUCGACUCGCAUGAGGAGGCCCUGAUGCGGGCACGGUUUGCCAUCAACGGGCCGUUUGAGCUUCUGGACGGCAAUGGCGUUGUUGUGUUGUUUCGCCGCCGCAGUGCGUCCUUGACUGAGGUAGAACAUUCACCGCCGUGCCAACCCCCCGGGCCGGAUGACGCCGGACUUCGCGUUGAGGCGGCGGACGGCCCAAGGGAACGCCAAGUGUGUCUGGAAUCGCAUGGAAUCAUCGUCGCACUUCAGCCCCAUACCGUGGAUUUUGUGCUACGUAUGCAUAACUUUAUUGCUCUCAUGCAUCGUGAAGGCUUCUUCGCGAUGGAGCACAAGCACAGUGCGGGCAACACGGACGCAGCACAACCUUCUUCUUCCCCGGUAGAGAAGCAAACUGUAUUGACUAUUCGUGUGGCUCUGCUUUCACUGACAAUGGAGCGUACGGCGCUAAUGGAGGCGCGAAAUGUGGAGGCACGUCUCAGCUGGAAAGAUGGUGAUUCGACGCCGGUGGAUGCCUCCACACCGUACAAGAUUGUCAUUGGAAACCUUCUGCUGCGAAAAAUGGAUAGCCUAUACGCGUUCGUCUGUCUCUCAUCUCUUGAGGUGUUCCUCGGAGUUGGGGAAGUGAACCUUCGAGCAAAUAAAUUUGUUGUCAACAACUACGACAUGUCGUUUUACGCGGAGCUCUGGAAGAGUGCGGAGGCGCUCUACCGCUAUGUCCUGCAGAAUGUCACUUUCUCAAAGAAGAAAGAAGAUGGGUUUAAGCAGUCUGUCAUGGUGACUUUGACCGAUGUCCGUGUGUGCUUCUUUCUCUCUCGACAAUACCUCGUCUCUGAGGCGACAAACGGCAGGAUGGAGAUUGUGUUCCCCGUGGUGGUUUUAAAGCAAAAGGCGUGCACGGCAGGACGAAGCUUGACGCUUGAGACCGAAAAUGGGGUCAUACGCUACCGCCGCCCAGAGGGUCUACUACCGCCCUUUGUGAAAAAUCUGUCCUUGUCUUGUUUUAUGGAAAACAGCCUUGUCACGCUGUCUCAGUCCGUCGUGGUACAUCUCAGUGGCGUAGAGGCCUUCAUUCCGCUUGGGGACACGCUGCAGUGCUGUGUGGAGGCCGUCGCGCAGGCCUUUCUGCCUCUGCUCUCCGUUUCUGCUGCGGCCCACCGCAACGUGGACGCCAGCCUUGCCCCCACGGCCGAGGUGCCUGCAACCCCGCUGACCUGCGACAGGUUCGUCUUUACUGUUCCUUUGGUGUCGUUGAAUGUGUGUGCCCUCCAGUCAGACGAUGAGGCGUUGGUGGAAAAACCCACCGUCCUUUUUGGUGUAACUCUCAGUAACCUAAUGUGGGAACAAAGUCGCACUGGUGUGAAUGAGAAGGUCCUUGCCCAGGUUCUCUCUGUCACAAGCACUGUGGACGCGACCUUCCAGAAGGAAUUUGUCAGUGCGACGGCCCCGAGUGGGGCGCUCGAUGAGCCGUCCCGGUGGGCCGUGUAUUUCUGCAAGGAGAUUUCUCUGAGCGAGGCAGCAGCGCCCUUGUCCCAACCCCACACAGAUGAAGGCGAGGCUGGAGGCGGGGAUAUAUUGCUGCACGAACAACUUCCAACGCGCCUUGUAAGUAUCAUUGCCCGCGCACAUGCGGUAAGGCUUACCUUGUCACCGACGCUUCUAAGCACGCUGAAUGAGCAUGUUCUUUUACAUGUUGCCUCGGGUGUUCAUCGCACGCGAAGAGUAACCGCGUCACGCUUGCCGUCUCGUCCUGUGCGUGAUGCUGGUGCCUUGUGGAGUUGCAGCUCUGUUGGGGAUCCCAACGAUCGGCUCCUCAUCAUUAGAGGUGAUUAUUGUCUGAGCACGGACCUCAUGCUGGGUGGGAGACGGGGAUCGCUUCUCCGCUUUGCCAAGGCGACCAAUGAAAGUGCCUCACUCAAUAAAAUAAUUCUUAAAGGCGUUAACCACGCAAAGUUGUUUGUGUCCAUGUUUGUGGCUCCCGAUGGCAGCUUGAAGCCGCCUAUCGUGGUAGAUCCGGGCCUCACGGUCGUGAUUGAGGGGGUGCCGUUUGUCACAGGAGGCGGAAAGCUGAUGGAUUACGUCGAAUUGGGUGCGCGUUCGCUCCUGCUGGCACCCACUGAACUGCCCACCGCCGCGGACUCUGGAACUCCGUUCCCUUCACUAGAGGCGGCUGCCGGCGUGCCCUUGGGCACCGCGCGUUGGUAUAACCUGCAGGUGGCGAUUGAUGCCUCGACCGAUGUUGCGCUGAGCCUGUGGUCGGAGCAUCAAUCGAUCGAGGUCUCCGGUGAGGCGUACGCACGUUACAGGCUGGAGAAGAACUGCUAUGAGGGCAACCGCGGCGUACGAGACUUCAUAGAUGAGGCUGGCGAAGUGGCGCUCUCAAAUGUGUCCAUCUUGUGCGACAGUGGCUGCAUCACGAAGGACCCCACAGGCCUGAUGGUGCACGUCAAGCACCACAAACUGAAGGAGGACCACACAAAUGCCGGCAUGACAGUGGUGCGGGCGAUUCUAUCGACCACCAGUUUCACGCUUUCGGCGGGGAACCUCCAACUUCUCUAUGGUACCCUCAAGCAGCUACGCCAGGGUUUGAAUCAUAUAGGAUGCACCAUGGAAUUAACCGCAACCGUAGAACCCGCGCAACACAGUGACGAGGAAGACAACAGGAAGUUCGUAACGAGCGGGAAGACGUACACUGGAGCUGUAGAUUAUGCUUCCUCCCAUGCUGAGCCAUCCUUGUUGUGGUCGCGUGAAGGGGAAGUGACGCCAUUGAUUGAGUUCGCUGCUUCCGCAGCUUGGGUCGAACUCAUUUUAACAAAUGACUUCUACAGACCGGAGGUGGCCGUUGUUCUUGGCAAUUCUGCCCUCAUGGCAAAAGGGAAUCGUAGCUUGAAUCGCAUGAAGUGGACAGCCUCAACCGUGGUACGUGUUACAGACUACCCACAACUGCAGCCUUCACGUGAUGUUCUUCUUGUCUCACCUGAAGUGGCAGUGGAGUACGCACGAUACACCGGUGGUGGGUUCUCCCUUCAAGGAGCCCUGACUUGUCCUGAACUCUCCCUGACGCUGCCGUUAGUGACGGCGUUGCGUCUUCUUCGCUUUCGUUUUGACUUGCAGCGCUCAGGGGCAUACUCGUUUCUCAACUGUACCGGCGUUCCGCUCCUCCUUUUGGCGGUAACUCAGGUGAACCAGACGAGUCCGAAGGCACGAACGCAGCUCUGCCGUCUGCCGCCGGGCAAACUCGUCAAGACAAGCCUUUUUCACCACAACCAAACUCGAUUCCGCGUCAUCCUCGACGGCAAGGAAGAGGUCGACGCGUACGACGAGAACCCCGGCAUGUUCGGUACCGAGGUGAACUUGUCUGCGCUGCAGCGUGGGGCAACGUAUCGCUUUCUACUUUCUGGGCCCUCUAUUGGCGCGUUAGAUGCCGUGAUGCGCCUGGAUGAGAAGGAGCGCAUUGUUGACAUCACCACGUCUGUCGAAAUAAAGAAUGAGCUUGCCACACACGUCGUAUGCUUGCCAGGAACGCCUUCUGAUCCAUGCAGGGUCCAUCCAAAGGAAACACGUUACGCACCGCUUCCCUGCCUCCGUCAUCCUUUCUCACUGACCGUUGGAGAGUGGCGAUUCAAGGCAAGGAACUCACUUGUUACCUUGGAAAGCUUAGUUAGCGCAUUUACGCUUCUCACACAUGGAGAGAAGGGAAUGUCUGCAAAUGCGAUUAACGACGACGUUGUUGUUGCUCCUAGGCGCGCAUACAUGGAAGGAGAUGACACACUUGUGAUUCCGUUAACUCUCGAAAAGGAACAGCAUGAUGAGGGUUUGGCUGAAAGGGAGGAGAUGCGUAUUCUCUUGCUGCUGACACGACGGGUUGCGUUGGAGAGUGCGCCCCGCCCCUCACGCCUUCUGUCCCGCUAUGAAGUAGAAUUGCGUGUCUGUCCAACGGUGACUCUCUUGAAUGAGACGGGGGCGGUGCUUGCUGUAAACGUGGUACCCUCCCCCUCAGAUGCGGCCGCGCACACACGGACGCUGCUGCGUGGAGGAGAAGAGUUCAAUUUCUUCUCCCAAUGCCCUGAGGGAGAAGUAUUUCUGGUGGAUUUAACGUGCGAGUUCGCGGAUGGUGUGCAGUUCUCCUCUGUCAGACCUCUACCGCUCACUUUCAGAGGAACUACGGCGGUGGCCAUAAAGGAUCCACUUGGUGGGAAAACGGCCGCCCUUUUGGUGGAGCAUGCGGCGCACGGUAAAUUCAUUGUGCGUGCGGCAGCCAUUCUGAUGAAUGCGUUGCCGUUUCCUGUGCGAGUCUACGACGCGUCGAAUGCCCUAAUGCCGGGGCAGAAGGAUGCGGAGGGGCUUCUCCCGGGACAUGAGUUGCCUCUGACGCUACCAAUCUUUCGGGAGCAGCUGCGGCGGAGGCCUGAUGCCGCGGUCACGGUACGAAUUGCGGCAGGUGGUCCCAAUGCGAUUUGCUCGCAACUGUUUACUUGCAACGCCCCAACCGUUUCAGGCAUGCUUCAAACUGUGGACGGGGACGUGGUUCGCAUCUUCAGGGCCCAACGCUUGGGAGGGAUGAAAAACGUGUUCACCCCCACUCCUGCAAUUCGUCUGGAACCCCUGUGGGUGUUCCGCAAUCAGAGCCACGUCUUCUCCUUAACAGUGCUCUCUGUGGGAAUGACGGAGCCCAGCAUCAUUGAGCCACAGACAACGAAGGAAUGGACGGUCUUUGCCGUGGCAUCGGCGUCCGAUCCACUAUUGCAGCUGCGUUACGGUGGAAACGGGGAGGAGCUAUUUAUGUGGUCUGAGCCGCUCAAGCUGGUUACCCUCUCCGGCGACAACGUGCCCAUUGCCAUGCGGCAUCAGCUGCAUGAGAGAGUGACGGAAACGGGGGAGCUGGUGUUGCCGCCAGGCGUUGUAGAGGCAGGCGUGGCCGUCUACACGAGCAUGCGGACUCCGUUGAUGGCGGGAGAGUCACCGACGUGUGAACGUUUUGCGUGUCUCUCCAUCACCCCUUGGAGAAAAAAUGGGAUUUUUUACGUGGACUUCUCUUUGGAUGGGAAUGUGCCGGUAGUUGUAGAAAAUCGUACUGGACGCUCGCUACAAUAUGAACACGUGCGAAAGGCGCCUUCAGCUUCGCAGCAAGUUGCACGUGCCUACGUUGUCUUGCCCUUCACGGACGGUGUAACCUGUUUUGAGAGCGGUGAUACCGCCCAUGUCAUGCGUCUCACCCUGUUUGACGGGAAGCGGCCUCCUCAGCAGUGCAUCGUUGAUUUGGCAAAAGCGGCUGCGGCACGUGGGGCUAUAAAGGCAUCUGCAGAGAUGUUUGUUCUCUGCACGUAUGACUAUAGUAUUCAACGCUACUACGUCUCCGUUACCGCGGACCGCUCGCUUGAAAGCAGGCUUUUAUUUCAACCUCAGUAUAUCAUUCACGUGGAGACGUUUAUUCGCGCCCUCUCACUGUAUAUCGCCUCUAUAUGUGUCCCAAGGGACGAGACCGCCUUGCAAGCAUCGCCGCUGGCGGCACUAGUGAUGAGGAAUCAGCUUCGCGUGGGCCGAGGCAUCACUGCUGAGGGGUCCACUAACGCCGAGGUACUCGCCGCCCUCAAGUGUCGUGAGCUUGACCUCGUCCUCGUUCAGGCCCUUGGAAUCUACGGUGUUGUUUCUACAAAUGAAAGGCACUAUUUUGGCCGCCUAGACGUUGGACGCUUGGCUGUUAUUGACUGCACCAACCCUCGACCAGCGUACCCUGUUGUCAUGGAGCUAAACAGCGAAGAGAGGCGUCUGGGUGCGUCUGACAGCAAGGCGGUCAAGCCCUCCUUGUCGGUGAAGAUGCACGCUCUUGCUCCGGGGGAACCCACAGCCGUGAGGACGAGGGAACGUGCGUCCGGGAAAGGUGUGACCAUUCCGCUGCAGCACCUCUCCCUUGAUGUGGCUCCAGUGACGCUGAAACUAACCGAUUCCUUACUGUUUCUGCUGCGUCAGGCUGGCGUCUGUGCCUGGGAGGCCACCCAGCAAACCGUGCCUACUCGCGCCGCUGCUGAGCAGGUGCUGGGAAGCGGCAACCAGGCUGGCGGUCCCACAUCAUCAUCUUCCUCGCUUGAGGGCAUUCCUAUUUAUAACUGCCGCAUUACGCACUUGCAUGUUUCACGCAUUGAUUUAGAUCUUACUCUCACACGCCGUAGCGAUGGAAAGUUUGAUCCUUUUCUGGGUAUGCCUCUUGGAAGCCGGUUUAUACCAUCUGUGGAGCGGGCUCCCUUGAGCAUCAGUGGGGUGGAAAGAAUGGAUGUGAGUCAGCGUGGAAGCUCGCCAUAUGCUGCAUUAGUGGCGCUGCUCUGGCCCUCGUAUCGCAGUCAGCUGAUGUUUCAGCUCUACAAGGUCGUUGGUUCCCUUGAGAUUCUGGGAAAUCCCAUUGCACUAUUAGGCGGCUUACGAAAGGGGGUUCAGUCGUUUGUCGUUGAGGUGGCGGAUAUGAACCCUGUGAAGGGUGCCCGUGAAUUUCUUCUUGCAACUACCUCCUCGACGCUGCACACGGUUGGGCUGCUCUCCCGCGUAGGCAGCCGGACGGCGGCAACCCUCUCGUGGGACAAUGACUGGCUUGAAGCAAGGGGGGAGGAUGAGCGAAGUAGUGACCCGUUGAAUAGGAGCGGCGUCUUGCGAGGUAUGGCGCAGGGACUCCGUGAUGGUAUUGAGGGCGUCGUUGCUCGCCCACUGAGCGGCGCGCGAGCCACCGGUCUCGCUGGGUUUUGUACGGGCGUCGCAACCGGCGCCGUAGGGCUGCUCACUCGGCCUGUUGCUGGGGCACUGGAUGGAUUUGGCAACACCGCGGAAUUUUACUCGAAGUUACUGCAGGCAGCAGAUGCGAUUCCUGGCGCUCAUGUCAGAUAUUUGGAAAGUGGGCGCAAUUUUAUCGCUGCCGCCGUCGCACCUGCAAGCGAGAAGAUCCCUGCUGGUGGCAAGUCUGAAGCAGGCAGCACGAAUAAUUCCGCUUUAGUGACGCCUGCGGGAACUGUUACUGGGCUUACUUCCGCGGCUGAGGAAUCCUUGACACGCCUGGGGUCUAGAAGGAGGUGGGCCACGGACGACUGCGAGUUUAUGUCCCAGAUGACGUACGAUUCAUUUAUUUUGAAUGCGAAGCAGGAGGGCCUUCGUGGUGAAGACUUCGUGCACUUUAUCAAGGAUACCGCUGGCGUUCAUAAUUAUGCCCUUUACGCCGAUUGGAACUCCUUUGUGGCGAACACCACGCCGGAGGAAUUCUACAACUGGGUACAUGUUGCACUUGCGGCUGCCCUUGCUAAAGAAAUGGGGUCUUUACUAUCGAAUAUUGAGUUCAGUGGAAGGGCGGUAACCCCGUUAACGCUUCUGCCAUCUCGUGGGUCGGGACACAACAGCCAGCAAAGGCGCGAAGCUGCUGUGUCAUUGGAGCGGGCAGAAGUGAUUAAAAACACUCUUGGUGUUCGAGAUUUGCCCAAGUAUGUUUCGCUUGAGCAGAUGGUUAUGGUGUGUUCGCUGGACGAAAUAAAGCAUCACGUCCCUCCAGGUAUUAUUUACGGGCAGCUGUCGCAGUUAAUUCUUGCUGCUGCGAGGGAAUCGUUGAGCUUUAUCUUUUCUGGCGGGGUUGAGGAAUAA
This is a messenger RNA of Trypanosoma conorhini, 13833 nucleotides long. Its product is annotated as vacuolar protein sorting-associated protein 13 family protein. The record is from RefSeq and is a predicted model, not a curated record. Bases 1 to 13833 code for a protein of 4610 amino acids. Gene Ontology annotation, biological process: protein targeting to vacuole; protein retention in Golgi apparatus. Lineage: Eukaryota; Euglenozoa; Kinetoplastea; Trypanosomatida; Trypanosomatidae. Gene Ontology annotation, cellular component: extrinsic component of membrane. The transcript has a single exon.